Messenger RNA from Octopus sinensis (East Asian common octopus), 2778 nucleotides. Its product is annotated as DNA topoisomerase 3-beta-1. Gene Ontology annotation, biological process: DNA topological change. Bases 146 to 2719 code for a protein of 857 amino acids. Lineage: Eukaryota; Metazoa; Mollusca; Cephalopoda; Octopoda; Octopodidae. The transcript has 17 exons. The record is from RefSeq and is a predicted model, not a curated record. Gene Ontology annotation, molecular function: DNA topoisomerase type I (single strand cut, ATP-independent) activity; DNA binding. Gene Ontology annotation, cellular component: nucleus.
UUAUCCGAAGUCAACCGAAUAUAUACGGAAAGUUCCUCAAUGAAUAUUUCAUAUUUCAAGAGUACAAACUAUCGGUGUUCCAGGAGUAAAAUGAAUGUUAUUCUGUUUAUGCAUACGGUAUUUAGGAAUAUUUUAUAAGUGAAAAAUGAAGACUGUAUUUAUGGUGGCUGAAAAGCCAUCUUUGGCUGCUUCGUUAGCCAAAAUCUUAUCCAACAACAGCAUGACAUCUCGAAAAGGUUAUAAUGGAGCCUGUUCAGUGCAUGAAUAUCGAGGUAAAUUUCAAGGCGAACCGGCUUACUUCAAAUUUACAUCAGUGUGUGGUCAUGUCAUGACCCUGGAUUUUACUGGCAAGUACAACAACUGGGAUAAAGUCGAUCCGGUGGAAUUAUUUAUUGCCCCUACUGUGAAAAAAGAAGCUUCACCAAAUCUUCAUAUGCCAGACUUUUUAAAGAAAGAGGGCAAAGGUUCUGAUUACUUAGUAUUAUGGCUGGAUUGUGAUAAAGAAGGUGAGAAUAUCUGCUUUGAAGUCAUUGAUGCUGUUCUUCCUGUUAUGAAGAGGAAUUCUGACAAGAACAUAUAUCGUGCUCACUUUAGUGCUAUCACAGAAUCAGAUGUGAAGCGAGCUAUGAAUAACUUGGGUACACCUAAUGAGAAUGAAGCAAUGUCAGUUGAUGCCAGACAAGAGUUAGAUCUGCGAGUUGGUUGUGCCUUCACUCGAUUCCAAACCAAAUUCUUUCAGGGCAAGUAUGGCAAUUUGGAUAGUACUUUAGUGUCAUAUGGUCCUUGUCAAUCACCUACAUUGGGCUUCUGUGUGGAGCGGCAUGAUAAAAUCCAAUCAUUUAAACCUGAAACCUAUUGGAUCAUUAAUGUACAGGUGGCUCAUCCUGAUGGCAAAAAUGUCCAUGUUGACUGGGAACGAUAUCGUGUGUUUGAUAAAGAAGUUGUACAGAUGUUCCUUUCCAUGAUCAAAUCUGCUGAUUCAGCCAGAGUGUAUGAUGUGAUUAAGAAAGAGAAGACCAAAUCUCAUCCCCAGGCUUUAAACACAGUUGAAAUGCUUCGGAUUGCAAGUUCUGCGUUGGGUAUGAGUCCCCACCAUACCAUGCAAAUUGCUGAAAGAUUGUACACCCAAGGCUAUAUCAGUUACCCAAGAACAGAAACAACACACUAUCCCGCAAACUUUGACCUUGUUGGUACCUUACGGCAGCAAACCAACAGCUCCCAGUGGGGUUCUUAUGUUAAAGACCUUUUAAAGCAAGGAAUUCAGAAACCAAGGAAAGGUCAUGAUGCUGGUGAUCAUCCCCCUAUUACUCCAAUGAAAGGGGCCAGUGAGAGUGAGCUUGGUCAUGAUGCCUGGAAACUCUAUGAAUAUAUUGCACAACAUUUCAUUGCUACUGUCUCUCCUGAUUGUCGUUACAUGCAAACAACCGUUUAUUUUGAGAUUGGCCAAGAGAAGUUUACCUGUACAGGUAAUAUACUCAGUGAUCCUGGCUACACUGCAAUUAUGACAUGGCAAGCUAUUACAGAUGACGAGGAACUGCCACCUUUUGUCAAAGGAGAAAAUUACAAUGUUACAGAAGUCCGACUUGCUGAACGUCAGACUGGGCCUCCUGAUUAUCUGACUGAAAGUGAGUUGAUUACAUUGAUGGAAAAACAUGGUAUUGGUACUGAUGCGAGUAUUCCUGUUCACAUCAAUAACAUAUGUGAGCGGAAUUAUGUUCAAAUUAUAUCGGGGCGUAAACUAAAACCAACUACAUUGGGUAUAGUUUUGGUGCAUGGCUAUCAAAAGAUUGAUGCCGAUUUGGUUUUACCAACUAUGAGGUCUGCUGUAGAACAACAGCUCAGCUUGAUAGCCCUUGGCAAGGCAUGUUUUAGUGUUGUGCUGGAACACGCUUUGGAAAUAUUUCGCUUGAAGUUCAAGUACUUUGUCAACAAUAUCUCUGGCAUGGAUGAAUUAUUUGAAGUCUCUUUUUCUCCUUUGGCCUCAUCAGGGAAACCAAUGUCUAGGUGUGGCAAAUGUCGUCGGUACAUGAAACUGAUUCAGGCAAAACCAAGCAGGUUACAUUGUUCAAAUUGUGAUGAUACAUACUCUUUGCCACAAAAUGGUGGAAUUAAACUCUAUCAGGAGUUAAAAUGUCCACUAGAUGACUAUGAACUCGUACUCUGGACAACUGGUACAAAGGGAAAGAGUUAUCCCUUAUGUCCAUAUUGCUAUAACAAUCCACCUUUCAAGGAUAUGCGCAAAGGCAGUGGCUGUAAUGAAUGCACACAUCCUACAUGUCAACAUGCAUUUUCUCAAAAUGGCGUAUCUGAAUGUCUUGAAUGCAGUCAAGGUAUCUUGGUAUUGGACCAGUCUUCGGCACCAAAAUGGCGUAUGGCAUGUAACAAGUGUUCCCUUGUCAUCAACCUGUUAGAAGGAGCACAUAAAGUCACUUUAAAGGAUGAUGAUUGUGAAGAGUGUGGUGCCUCUAUUAUAAAUGUUGACUAUGGCAAGAACAAAUCUCCACUACCAGACAAUGCUACUGAUUACACAGGUUGUGUAUUUUGUGACAGCACUUUCAAACCCCUGGUUGAAAUGCACCAUGCUAUGGCACCCAGAGUGCGACGUACGGCAACACGUGGUGGAGGAGCUGGCCGUGGAAAAGGUCGUGGCCGAGGGCGUGGUAAAGGCAAACAUAAACCCAAAGACAAAAUGGCACAGUUAGCUGCAUAUUUUGUAUGAAUGCUAAACCUUCAGUUAACUUUUUAACUUUCAUCUAGAAUAAAGAAUUCUACCCUAUG